CACGCUUGCUGUGGCACUUUGGAUUACAAAACUUCUGAUACAAAGUCCUGUACAUAUGAGUCAUCGUUCUCGAGCCCCCAAGGUGCGACAGCAUCUCCACUGUGAUUCCUGCUACAGCCGACGCUGCAGGGCUCGGGUGGAGGUCUCUGUGUGCUGUGUGGUCACCACUUGCCGCCUGCUCUGUGGAGCUGUCUACCACCUGUGCAAAGAGGAGGAUCACCUGCUGCUCUGCCCCAAUGUCAAGGUGCCCUGCCUCAAUGCUGAAUACGGCUGCCCGGUUCACCUGGCUCGCUCCUCACGGGCAGCUCACCUCCAGGUGUGUCCAGCCAGCGUAGUUUGUUGCUCCAUGGAGUGGCUCCGCUGGCCGACUGAUGAAACAAACCCACACAGCAACAUGACCCUACAGGAGAAUGUGCUGAAGGAAAAUAAGGGACAGGAGGAGGCCCUGGAUCUUGCAAUGGCCCUGGUUGAUCAGUCAGACCUCUACGCCCGUCUGAAAAUGAAGCGCCUCUACCCAGAGUUGAUGGACCCAAAAGAGGUGGAGGAGGAAACAAAGGAAGAGAAGAAAGAGGAGACAGCAAUGGGAGGUUUUGUUAAUGGUGUCCCAAACAAAGACGCCAAUGAAGCUGGUUUCCAAACAUCUGUUUCUGAAGAGAAUAGUGAGUUUCUUGAGUCUCGGAGCAAUGAGGUGUUCGGUGUAAUGCGUUUCGACCAAGAGAAGUACAACCUGUUUGAGAAGAUGUUCAACAAGGAGAAAGGUGGUUGUGUUGUCGCUGAGGCAAAUCAAGAAAAUCCCAAAGAGAGUACGACACCUUGUGAGAAGGGGAAGUCCCAGAACCACAGAGAAGAGAAAGAUCAGGCUUCUACAGAUAAAAACUGCUCUCAACCAGACACAAAUAAGACCGGUCAGGCCCCAUGGCAGGAGGGGGUGCUGGAGCGUCUCGGGCGGGAGCUCACACCACAGGAGUACAACAUGUAUGUGGUGCAUCAUGGGCGCAUGCUGCUCACCUUUGGGCAAAUGAAGGCUUGUACACCACGAGAGAAGGAUUUUGUUUAUGGCAGCCUGGAGCCUAUCCCAGUUCAGACGUUGCGCUCUUUCAAGAUCCCUGAUGCCUAUCACUACAGGCAUCGCCGGGCUCGUAUGUAUGACGUACCUCAAGCAGGGCAGCAAGGACUCCAUGAGACUCGCUGUGUGGACACGUCAGACCUUGGUGUCAAAGAAGAAGACUGGUUCAGUGAUGAAGCAGCAGCCACCCUGGUGGAAUGUGCAGAGAAAGAGAUCAUGGGUCACAAGAUCAGUGAGACAAAAGGGUUGGACGGGCUGUUUGUUGACUUGGGAACACAAACGCAUUCAUUCCGCUCAGCACCAUUUAAAGGGAAGACGACCCUCAGAGACGUGAUGGUGGACAGACCGCUGAAGCUUCAUCUGCAGCUGCAGGCUGAGAGCGUGAACAGCAGACACCACAGAGCCAGCAGUGUUUUCACCUUCCUCUGCGGUCACACUUUCCACCGCAAGGAAUUCGCCACACAUUUCAGGAACGUCCACAGUGACAUCCAGAUGUGUCUGAGUGGAUGGUUCGAGCAGAGAUGCCCCCUGUCCUACCUGGGAUGCACCUACAGCCAGAGAAGGUUCAGACCCUCCACACAUAAAGCCACCGUCACCUACAAUCAGCAGCUGAGGAGUUUCAACUUGCGUCCGACCCACAUAUUAGUUAAUGAUUUACAGCCAUCCAAGACCUCACCUGACACCUCCACCACCGAGAGGAGGAGACAAAGUUGGGGAGUUGGAGAGGACGACACUCUGAGCUUGCUGCCCUACGAGGUGCUGUGCCACAUGGCCAGUUUCCUGGACAGUAUGUCCCUAUCCCAGCUGGCUCUGGUGUCCCAGCUUAUGAGGGAGGUUUGCUCCUCGCUGCUGCAGGAGAAAGGGAUGGUCACCCUCCGCUGGGAGAAGAAGACUUACUCACAUGGAGGAUCCAAGUGGAGGGCCAAACCAGUGUGGGAGUUCAGUCACCUCUUCUCUUCAGUGGAUUCAUGGCAUAUGGAGGAUAUCCCUCCUAUAUCUGCCCAUCUAAAAGUCUGUCCUUAUUAUGAGACCAAUACACUCAGCAAGCCUGUUCCCCUCCUAAGUAUGACUGAGAAACACAGGAACAGCCAGGAGAGACUAAGUCUGAUCCAACAUUUCACAGAAAACACAAAGCAAAAAUGAAAAAAAACUUUAAUUCUACCUUGUAUGUAUACUUUAAAAUUAUUUAUUUGUGUGCUAUUUACACUGAUGCCCAGAUUACACUGUUCAAUUAUAGGGAUGAUGUAUUAUAACCAGUAUUUCAAAAGACAUUAAAACGACCUGAA
Scomber japonicus (chub mackerel) is the source of this 2352-nucleotide messenger RNA. RefSeq names its product F-box only protein 40-like. The transcript is spliced from 10 exons. Gene Ontology annotation, cellular component: cytoplasm. NCBI's taxonomy places the organism in Eukaryota, Metazoa, Chordata, Actinopteri, Scombriformes, Scombridae. Gene Ontology annotation, molecular function: ubiquitin protein ligase activity; zinc ion binding; protein binding. The coding region runs from base 56 to 2209 and encodes 717 amino acids. The record is from RefSeq and is a predicted model, not a curated record.